GCGCUGCUGUUCUUCCGGUCCGGGCGGGUGAGCCUGCGCCUUGGGUUUCCGUGUACCUCCGGGACCGUGGUCGCCGCCCCGCUGGGAGCCGCGGGACAUCACGCCUACACUCUUAUAUUGAGCUAUGCCUGAAGAAAAGAUUUUGAAUUGAUAAGACAUCUUGAAGAAAGGACAAUCAGCAUAUCUCUAGGUUGUAUCAAAUAGAAAUCCCUAAUUACUAUCCAACUCCUUGACAUAUAGGGGAGGUGGGUGGAUCAGACUUAAUGCAUUAGCCUUGCUAUGAGGCCAUUUCCCAACACAGCAUUUGACUAUAUUAAUUGACUUUUCAUAUAGAUUAUUGUAUAGUGGAAAGAGUGCACUAAUUGACAUGGAUAUUCCCAUUCACUUCAUAGUUAUUUUUAUCUUUAUAAAUAACAUUCUGAUUUAUUUCUCAAGUACUUGAGUGUUUGCUAAUAUGUCAGUCUGUCUGGCUGCCACUUCUUGGACAGCUGACAAAUGGAGUUUGUUAACCUAGAAAGCUGGAAGCCACCCCUGACUCUUGGUGAUGCAGGCACGUUGCUGUCCUGACAGGUUUUGUGUGAGUUACCAGAUAGUAUCCUUAGGCAACAGCUCUAUCUCAUUUUUCUGUUUACUGGGACAGUGAUAUCCCCUCCCCCACCUUUUUUUCCUCUAUGAGCAGGGCUCCCAGUUUUUCAACCUUGAAGUCUUUUACAAUCAAAGCAAAGAGAAGAUUUGUGGAUGUUGAAUAUGCAAGGAGCUGAAAAGAGAGAGAUUGAAAGAGAGAUUUGUCCAGGUUGGGUGAACAAGCCUGCUCCAGAGCAGGAUGGCUCUGAAAUUGAUUUGCCAGGGAUAGCAUCAAAGAGAUCCCAAGAGGAUGAAUACCAGGAUUCUACAUUUGAAGAAAAAUAUGUAUGUGAGAGCAUGAAGGAAAACCCUCCCAGAGAGGUUUCUGGACCAUGCCUUUUCCAAGAAGGUUUUGGGGGAAUAGCUUUCAUCCACAAGGAAGCACCUCCAGAAAUGAUUAGACAAGAAUAUAAUUUUGAGAGAAGCCUGCUUUUGACCUCAAGCCUUGUUACACAUCUCAGGGUUUCUACAGAAGAGAGCCUACAUCAGUGGGAGACAAGUAGCAUAUACACCAAUGAGAUUUCAGACCAAAGUAAAUGUCCGAUCUUCUCUACACAGAAAAAAUCUUGGAAAUGUAGUGAAUGUGGAAAAACUUUUAAUCAGAGCUCAUCCUUUACCCAGCAUCAGAGAACUCAUACGAGACCCUACGCAUGUGAGGAAUGUGGGAAAACUUUUAGUCGUAGCUCAUUCCUUGUUCGACAUCAAAGAAUUCACACCGGAGUGAAACCAUAUGGAUGUGAGCAGUGUGGGAAAACAUUUCGAUGUCGAUCAUUUCUUACUCAGCAUCAGAGAAUCCACACUGGAGAGAAACCGUAUAAAUGUAAUGACUGUGGGAAUUCCUUCCGCAAUCAUUCACAUCUCACUGAACACCAAAGAAUUCACACUGGAGAGAAACCUUAUAAAUGUAAUAGAUGUGGGAAGGCAUUCAGUCAGAACACACACCUCAUUCAUCAUCAGAGAAUUCACACUGGUGAGAAACCUUAUUUAUGCAAUGAAUGUGGCUCUUCGUUUCGCAAACACUCAAAUCUUACACAACAUCAGAGAAUUCACACUGGUGAAAAGCCCUAUAAAUGUGAUGAAUGUGGGAAGACCUUCCAUACAAAGGCAAACCUCUCUCAGCAUCAGAGAAUUCAUACUGGAGAGAAACCCUAUAAAUGUAAGGAAUGUGGGAAAGCGUUUUGUCAGAGCCCAUCCCUUAUUAAACACCAGCGAAUUCAUACUGGAGAAAAACCCUAUAAGUGUAAGGAAUGUGGCAAAGCUUUUGCUCAGAGCACCCCACUCACUAAACAUCAGAGAAUUCAUACAGGGGAAAGACCCUACAAAUGCAGUGAGUGUGGUAAAGCUUUCAUUCAGAGCAUUUGCCUUAUUCGGCAUCAGAGAAGCCACACCGGAGAAAAACCCUAUAAAUGCAAUGAAUGUGGGAAGGGCUUUAACCAGAACACCUGCCUCACUCAGCAUAUGAGAAUUCAUACUGGAGAGAAGCCCUAUAAAUGUCAAGAAUGUGGGAAAGCCUUUGCUCACAACACGUCUCUUACUGAACAUCAUAGAACUCACACUGGUGAGAAGCUCUAUAAGUGUAGUGAGUGUGAGAAAACCUUCCGCAAGUAUGCACACCUUAGUGAACAUUACAGGAUUCACACUGGUGAGAAGCCUUAUGAAUGCUUUGAAUGUGGAAAAUUCUUCAGACAUAGUUCAGUCCUUUUCAGACAUCAGAAACUUCACAGUGGUGAAUAAACCUGGCAUUCAGGUUAUGACAGUUCUCUAGAGACAGUGACUAGGAAUCUGGCUGGCGAAGAGGGACAGGAAGAGUUCCUAGAGGAAAGGAUAAAGAAGCCUUGGAUACUGCACUCAGGAGGGUAUUUUGAGAAAUGGAGGUGGGAGCUUGGAGAAUGCAGAGCCUACUCCAGGUGGGCAUCUGGGAAUACAGGGUAGGAAAUAAGUUCCUACUUUUCACAGAAAUCCUUGCUCUUUGCCAUUCCUUUGUCUCCAUGGCAUUCUCAUACCUGGAGAUGCCAUUUAAGUUAGCACUGGGUUUCCCUUAUUACACCCCUGCUUCACCCUCCCAACUUGUCACCUGUGUUCACUGGUCAUAGGCUGAGGUGCUUUUCCAAAUUGAUUGUCGGUGUGAAAGUGGCAGCAGCUCUGAGGUAGUGCUGAGUAGCCUGCAGAUGCCUGAGGCCGCUCUGACCAUGCCACCGUGGGGAGGCUGCCCAUCUGUGGAGGCGUUCCCGUGAAGGGGAGAUAGAAACAAGUGAAAACAGAAUCCUUAAUCAUUCAUCUAUUCAGCAAAUAAGGGGAUAUGUGGCAAGAGCUGGGCUGAUUGCUACAGAAAAAUUGGUGAAGAAGGCUUUUAUCAGGGUGAGGGAGAGCUUCCUGAUCCUUUCAAGCUGGAGGGUGACUUGGGGCUAAGAAGGAAAUAAGAGAUCAAGAGAGACUUCUCUUGAAUGAUGUCAGUUUGUGGGAAGGAAGUCAGAUCUGCUCAGAGGGUCACAGAGAGGAAGACCUAACCUCUUUCCCAGAGGAGUAUUAUCUUACCCAGAAAGAAAAUGGUUUGUGCUAGACUGCUAGUGCUAAGAAGCCUCAGAGCAGGAAGCCUGCCUGUGACUGAGCAAGCUACCCACAUAUCCCUGUCCUAGACUAGGGCAUACACCUGUCUCUUGUAAGUUUGGCUGGGACACUAGUGCACAGGGACCAGGGGAGAGGGGCCCACUAGGAUUAACAAAGUGGGACUUGGUUUGUUAGCCUUUAGAGAGGAGAAAGCAUUAGUGAUGAAGUGGUCACCAUAAUGGGGAUGGCUAGGUUUUGUGUAAUCAUGGCAUUGGUGGCUCUAACCAUGGAUUCAUUAGAUCUCAGAUAUUUCUGUUUUUAUUGGGCCUCUUUUUCCAGGAUAUUUAUCAUUCCCUGCAGAUUAGGAGUAUCUAGGGAAACACUUCUUGUGGGAUGAAUUUGGAAAGAAUUCUAGAGAGAAUUACCUCUUUUUCAAAUCCCUGAAAAUUGAGAUAACAUGGUUUGCCAUGACUGUGAUGGUAUUUUAUUCUUUUGAGAGAAAGGAAGGGCAUGUUUCCCCUUUAUUUCCCCAUUCUCUUUCAUGUUCUUAACUGCUACUCAGAGAUUCAGCUCUGGAAGAUUAAGUGAUCUUAAACUAGCCUUUGACUAGUAUUUGAAAUAGUUUCUAUGCUCUGAAGCUUACAUAGUUUUAAAAAUAUGAUUUUAAAAACUAAAGUAAGUUAAUUCUGGAAUGGUUAUUUGGAACUCAGCAUCGAUUUUUUUUUUCCAGAGCAAGUAUCUUACAAGCAUUGGUUUGAGCAAUUAAUUACCAAUAAUGGGAAUGUGGCAGAAAUAACAUAUUUUCCCUCUCCAGCUGUAAAGAUUAUGUUCUCAAAUCUGCCAUAGGACAAUUCAUAAUUGAGUAAAUUAAUAUGGGGAAAAAUAACCCUAUGAAAACUUUACAUUUUAUGCUCAUGGAAAAAAAAUAUAGUCUACUGAAAGCAAAUGUCAAUGUAUUUUUUUUCUAAAUGAAAAAAAAAACACUAAACUCAUUGCUAGCAUGUAGUAAAUGUUCAAUAAAUUUUUAUUUGUUGAAUUAAUAUAUUUUAGUCAAACUUUGCCCACCAAAAACUUUAGGAACUUCCUGAUAUUUAGAGUAAUAUUUAUAUGCUACCAUCUUUGGAGUCUUGAGUGGUGAUUAGAGAGGAAAGGGAGAAUUUUCUUGAGGAAGAAAUGUGUUGUAGUUUAUCUUAUGACAGAGCCGAAAGUAAGCUCAUCACACGAGAUGAAUUGUGCCGAAGCACAGCAGUAGAGGGCUGCCGCUCGCUCAGGCAAAACAGCGCCGUCUG
Molecule: messenger RNA, 4460 nt
Organism: Delphinapterus leucas (beluga whale)
Lineage: Eukaryota; Metazoa; Chordata; Mammalia; Artiodactyla; Monodontidae
Gene: ZNF502
Product: zinc finger protein 502
Biological process (GO): regulation of transcription by RNA polymerase II
Cellular component (GO): nucleus
Molecular function (GO): DNA-binding transcription factor activity, RNA polymerase II-specific
Source: RefSeq, a predicted model, not a curated record